AUUAAAUAUAUCUAUUUACGUUCGAAUGCACCGUUUGAAUGCGAAGCAUUGCAUGCGCGCGUGCAUUCAAACUCGCGGGCGAAUAUUACGAACGAUUGUAUUUGAUCUCGGAUGGAGCAGCGGAGCCGGUUUUCAUCGUGCCCCCUCCUCUUUGGGUCAGUCUCGCAGCGUUCGCAGCUCGUGUCAGAGCACACUUUUUUGGCUGCAUAUGUGUCGUACAUUUAUAUCAAUUUACGCAGCAUCUUAAAAAACUUCCUUUGCUAACAUUUAAAUAAAUUUUCCAACUUCUGACUUGUGUUAACGUUGACAAUAUAAAGAUGACGUUCUAAUCCAGUGUUGACAAAUUUUCCGACAAUAUUUAACAUUGUUAAAUGUACAAUGCACUAUUUGCCAACAUACUUGAUGACUCGAUAAAGUAUCUCCGCUUGAUUGAUGUCAGGAUGGCACGUGGUGUGACAGAUAAAGGCUGGGCAUGGGCGAUCGUCGUUGGCGUGACUGUUAUCAAUCUAGCUGUGCUUCCGGUCCAGCAAUGUUUCGGACUUAUCUUCGCGGAACGUUUCGCAAGUCUCGGCAUCGCCGCGACACAAACAAGUCUAAUUCUCCAUCUUAAUGGGACACUAACGUGCAGUUUAGGUCUGAUAAGCGGUCCGAUGAUGAAAAGAUUCGCCUUUCGUCAGGUUGCAUAUUUUGGCAGCUUGACGGUCGUUCUUGGAAUUUGCGCAGCUGCCUUCGCUGUGUCUCUCCCGACUCUCAUUAUCAGUUACUGCGUUAUCAUUGGUAUAGGCCAAGGAAUUAUUUUCCCAGCGACGACCUUAGCUCUGAACACCUACUUCCGUAAGAAGCGUAACGUAGCCAUGGGUCUCUCGGUUACAUUGACCGGUCUAGGUCCAAUUUUAAUGCCUCUUUUGAUAGACGUACUUCUCGAGAAUUUUGCCACCACUGGCACUCUUCUGAUUCUCGCCGGGAUCGCUUCGCAUUCCCUUAUUGGUGCGUCGCUGUUAAGGCCGCUAGAGAAGCAGAAAGAGCAAAUUCUGAUAGACAAAACUACUGAUAUAUCGAAAGAGGAAAAUUUAUGUGUUAAUAGUGAAGCAAAUGUAGAAAGUAACGCCGUUGAAUGUCAAUUAUUAAGCAGAGAGAAUACUGAAGAGGAAAGGCGAUCAAACCACCAUCGUUCGGAGAAUUGCGAAACAGAAAUAAAGGAAAAUAGAAAAGCUUCAUUUCUUAAAAAAAUUAUUACAAAUAUGGACCUCGAGCUUCUUCAUGAUAAUCGUUACAUAGCGAUAGUACUAGGGAUGAGUAUCUCGUUGGUAGCCGAAACUAAUUUCAAUGCGAUGAUACCUUUCGUUCUGGCCGAAUUAGCGAGCCUCGACAGGACGUCCAUAGCUACAGUGAUGUCGAUUCAAGCUGCCGCGGACAUCACGGGACGUCUUUGCGUACCAUUGCUGGCGCAAAAGAUCGGCUGGACGUGCAGGAAUCUUUAUGUGAUAUCUCUGCUGGGAUCGACUCUCGGAAGGACUAGUACGUACCGCCACAUAAAGUAUACGAAUCACGAGGAAUCUCUUCACGAGGUGAUUUCUGGGAAAAUGUUUACGAAAGUGCCUCCAAAUGGAGGAUGGGGAUGGAUCAUUGUUCUAGCCGCUGCUUUACAUGGCUUGUCAACCAUUCCGAUCCUGCAAGUAUUUGGAUUGAUAUUCAAAGAUUCUUUUGCUGUACUCAAUUUGAAUGCAACGGAUACAACAAUUAUAAUUAAUAUAAAUUUGGCAUUUGGUAUGAUACUCGGUUUAAUUAAUGGACCUCUUUUGAAAACUUUCGGCUACAGAAAAAUAGCAAUGAUUGGAAGUGCAAUAUACUCAAUUGGUGUAACACUAACAGCAUUUGCUAAUAAUUUUACUCUUAUUGUAAUAUGCUACGGAAUAUUAGCCUCUAUUGGUAUGAAUAUGUCAAUGUCUGGAUUUUCUUUGGCGAUUAAUUCUUAUUUUACUACAAGACGAGGACGAGCUAUGGGCUUAUCGGUGACUCUCACGGGGUUGGGUUCAAUCCUUAUGCCUCAAAUAUCAUCCUUUUUACUUUCAUUUUAUGGUAUUCAGGGGACUGUCUUGAUACUUGGCGCUUACAGUUUUCAUUCGAUGAUAGGCGCUCUGCUGUUGCGACCAGUUAAACAGCACAUGAAAAAGGUACCUAUCUGUUUAGAGACGAUUCCAGAAGAACCCAAUAUUUUAGCCAAUGAGAAACAAGAUACGAAGAAAUAUUGCGAGGAGAAUGAAGAAAACAUACAUUCUUCGAUGACAGUAAUAAACAAUUAUGAAAGAAAAAGGAAAACGACAAUAACCAGCAUCGAUCACGAUAUCGAAGUUGGAAGUAUUUAUGGAUUCGAUACGCCUUUACCUCGACAGGUUUCUAUAGAUAGAACAAUAUCGUAUGAUGGAAAUUACGAUACGGAGAUGUCAAUGGUUAACGGAACCUCAAAGACGAAUUUACACAAUUGGAAAGCUUCAAGACAUUCAUGGUGGAAUUCAGGUAUCAGUAUAGACAGUAUUCAUCUCGGUAGCAGCAUAAAAAUUUUUGACGAACCUGUUCCAAUAACAAAAAAAUUGACUUUUAUUGAUAAUGGUGUAAGCAAAACUAAUGGUAUAAAUAGAAUUAAUGGUGUAAGUCAGAACAUUGUAGAAAAAGAUUUAUUAUUAAAAAAAGAAACAGAUAAUUGUCUAAUCAAAGAAGACAAUAACGAUCGUGACAAAAAUAAUUCGACCAUCAGCCGAAUUCUGCGUCGAGUGGCUGAUCUUUACGAUUUCGAUCUUCUGCGCGACCCGAUUUACGUGAACAUCAUGUUAGGGAUGUCAAUUGCAAUCUUCGCGGAGAUCAACUUCUCCAUGCUGACGCCGUUUAUCCUCGCCGACAUGGGCUUGACAACUGCAAAUAUUGCCAACGUCAUGAGCAUCAUCGCGAUGGUCGAUCUCGUUAGCAGAAGCGUGGCACCUUUCCUAGGGGAAUGGCUACGUCUGCCACCCAGGAUGAUGUACAUGCUCAGCCUGUUUCUUCUGAUAAUCAGCAGAACUUCACUAAUAUUUGCGACUGGUUUCGCCUCGAUGUUAGCUGUUGCGAUCGGUUUGGGAGCAGCGAAAGGAAUUCGGUCGGUAUAUAUGACUUUAGUAGUACCCAGCUACGUUUCGAUUCAAAAGUUACCUAACGCUUCGGGGAUUCAAAUGCUAACCAACGGAAUGAUUCUUAUGAGCGCUGGUCCUAUGAUUGGUUUAAUACGAGAUAAUACUGGAAAUUAUACGAUUUGUAUUAUCCUGCUCAACUGUGUGACCGCUCUUACGUUAUUUAUUUGGACAAUAGAGAUGAUACUUAUACGAAGAAAGACUGCUCGGCAAAAAUCAGAAUUGUCCGAAACAGCGAACUGAAUAAUUAUCAAAAAUAAAUUAUUCAAAAAUAAA
Molecule: messenger RNA, 3437 nt
Organism: Pogonomyrmex barbatus (red harvester ant)
Lineage: Eukaryota; Metazoa; Arthropoda; Insecta; Hymenoptera; Formicidae
Biological process (GO): transmembrane transport; monocarboxylic acid transport
Molecular function (GO): monocarboxylic acid transmembrane transporter activity
Source: RefSeq, a predicted model, not a curated record